UCCAUUCAUUCAACACAACCGAAAAAAGAAAAUAGAUAAUGGCCUCACUCCUUUCCUCUGUUCGAAUUAGCCUUAGCCUUCGCGCACAAUGCCGCCCACUUGUCACCGCAGCCGCACAACCCGCCACAUGGACUCAUAAUUCAUUAAGAGCGGGAGUUAUUGCAAGGAAGAAGGGCAUGACCGCCAUGUGGGAUGAAUGGGGUGUUCGGAUACCCGUUACUGUCCUUCAGAUUGAGGAUUGCCAAGUUGUUCAGGUGUUGAAUGAGGAAACACAUGGAUAUACAGCUUUGCAGAUUGGAUGCUCAGAUCGCUCAGAAAAGAACGUCAACAAGCCUAACUUGGGCCAUUUCCAGAAGGCAGGUGUCGAGCCAAAGCGCAAACUGUUUGAAUUUCAUGUUACCCCCGAUGCUGUUCUACCUGUCGGCACUGAGCUUGUUGCUUCACACUUUGUUCCUGGUCAGUAUGUUGACUGCUCAGCACCAACUAUUGGCAAGGGAUUCCAGGGAGCCAUGAAGAGACAUGGUUUUGGGGGUCAACCAGCAUCGCAUGGUACCUCUCUCACACACAGAUCGUUGGGUUCGGUUGGUCAGCGUAAAGAUCCCGGCAAGGUUUUCAAGGGGAAGAAAAUGGCUGGACGCAUGGGAGGAGACCAGGCUACAGUCCAAUCGCUCAAGGUCAUGAAAAUCGAUAACGCUUUGAACUUGAUUUAUGUCAAGGGCAGUGUACCUGGCGUCGACGACCAGUUUGUCAAGGUUCGAGACGCAGUCAAGAAGCGCGGUAAUAAGAUUGCGCCUGCUGAUACCUUACCCCUCCCCUUCCCCACCGUCGACCCCAAAUUAGUGGAGGCUAUGCCAAGAGAGUUAGUUGCUAAGACUGGAGGUGCCGACCCCUAUGUCAUGAAGGAGUAGAAAAAAGAUGAAAGAAGAAGCAUUUACUUAGAAUUAGUAU
Messenger RNA from Lobosporangium transversale, 948 nucleotides. RefSeq names its product translation protein. The record is from RefSeq and is a predicted model, not a curated record. The coding region runs from base 39 to 908 and encodes 289 amino acids. Gene Ontology annotation, biological process: translation. Gene Ontology annotation, cellular component: mitochondrial large ribosomal subunit; ribosome. NCBI's taxonomy places the organism in Eukaryota, Fungi, Mortierellomycota, Mortierellomycetes, Mortierellales, Mortierellaceae. The transcript has 4 exons. Gene Ontology annotation, molecular function: structural constituent of ribosome.